Molecule: messenger RNA, 1793 nt
Organism: Engraulis encrasicolus (European anchovy)
Lineage: Eukaryota; Metazoa; Chordata; Actinopteri; Clupeiformes; Engraulidae
Gene: tyw5
Product: tRNA-yW synthesizing protein 5
Exons: 8
Coding region: 277-1296 (339 amino acids)
Biological process (GO): wybutosine biosynthetic process
Molecular function (GO): 2-oxoglutarate-dependent dioxygenase activity; tRNA binding
Source: RefSeq, a predicted model, not a curated record
AUAAUGUUCCUCCUCAUCUAUGGUUUAUAAAUCAACAUUUCCACUGCUAUUUCUGCAAAUGUGUGGUUAAAUAUAGAGUUAAUAGUAAACUGAUUUAAUAAUUCAAUUAUUUCACCCAUUUAAAGUAUUUUCUAGACACGUUGUUUGUUUUCCAAACCUGUCAAACACAGACGUUGUUUCCUGGGGAUAACAAUAUGGUGGGACCAGUACAGAAGAUGGGGAAAUGCAAUGUUUUUAAUUUCUCUUGUCAAAAUGUGAGAAACCAAACCAUGUUGCAUGUACAUCUUUACAAAAAAACUUAAAAUGGAAAACCAGAAUAGGAUACCUGUGCCAGUAUAUACGGCAGUGGACAAAGAUGUCUUCACCCAAAAGAUUUAUCCUCUGCGACACCCAGCCGUUCUAAAAGGUGUAUCUCUAGGACCAUGCUUGGAAAAAUGGUCUGUGGAUUAUCUUUGUGAAAAAGGUUGUGAGAAAGAGGUCAAGAUUCAUGUCUCAUCAGUGCCACAAAUGGACUUCCUCCAUAAAAACUUCUUAUACAGGACACUGAAGUUUGGUCAGUUUGUUCGAAGAGCAUCAGAGGCCAAGCAUUCAGAAUUCUUUAUCAGUGAGAAUGAGAGUUACUACCUGCGUUCACUUGGAGAGGAUGCUCGCAAGGAGCCUGCAGACCUCAGAAAACAAUUUCCUGAGUUAGCAGAGGACUUUCACAUACCUCCAUUUUUUGAGCCGGAGAAGUUUUUCUCAAGUGUGUUUCGAAUCAGCUCUUGCGGACUGCAACUCUGGACACACUACGAUGUGAUGGACAACCUCUUGGCCCAGGUGACAGGCAGGAAGCGUGUUGUCCUAUACAGCCCUCAAGAUGCUGAAUAUCUCUAUCUGUCAGGGGACAAGUCGGAGGUGCUGGACAUUGACACCCCAGAUGUUGAGAGAUAUCCUGAGUUUGUGAAGGCGCAGCGGUUCGAGUGCAUUCUGGAGCCAGGAGACCUACUGUUCAUCCCAGCGCUGUGGUUUCACAACACCCUGGCUCUUCAGUUCGGCGUGGGGGUGAAUGUGUUCUGGCGCCACCUACCAGAGAACAGCUAUGACAAGAAGGACCCCUACGGGAACAAGGACCCUGUGGCAGUCGCGAGGGCCCUCCAGGCCUUGGACAGAGCACUGGGGAUCCUGGACGAGCUGCCGGCUGACUACAGGGACUUCUAUGCCCGCAGGAUGGUAUUGCGUGUCCGAAGCAGGGCUUAUUCCACUCCGCCACAGUCUGAAGGAGCCGGAGCGGACAGGGGAGAGUCUGUAGAACACUGACAACUACAUUGAGACAACACUGGGAUCUCGUUUAAUCUAUGGCUGGACAUGAAAUGGACUCAUCACAGCAGGACAGUGGUAGCACCUUGAAAAGAUAGGUAAUGGUGACUAUUACUGGCCUAUUCUACUCGGCCACAGUCAGACGGAACUGGGGAAGACUGCAGAGAGAUUGUAGGACACCUACAACUACUGUAAGACACCAUUAAGACCUUGGUUUUUUUUUACUGUGCUGAUGGACUCGCAGGACUGAAGGCAUCUGAACCUGGGCUUACUCCACACUACACAUCAGAAGUGACAGGGAAGAGCUGCACAGACAUGAUAAAAGAAAAAAAGUGAGACGACUUUGUACAUUGUACAUGUAAUGGACACAACAUAACAGGACAAUGGCCAUCUGCUGACAUUUUUUGGAAUUGACAUUAAUACUGGACUACAUCUUUGCCCUAAGAGGUAGCGUGUUUUAUUGCUAUGGCCUUAUUGAAGUAUGAAGAAACACCCUC